Aplysia californica (California sea hare) is the source of this 2244-nucleotide messenger RNA. RefSeq names its product hybrid signal transduction histidine kinase I. Lineage: Eukaryota; Metazoa; Mollusca; Gastropoda; Aplysiida; Aplysiidae. The coding region runs from base 1145 to 2221 and encodes 358 amino acids. The record is from RefSeq and is a predicted model, not a curated record. The transcript is spliced from 2 exons.
UAUGUGUGCUGGUUUGCUUAGCGAGCGCGACAUGCCGUAAACGGAGUACGUGUGUGUGUGUGCGUGUGUGUGUUGGGUGUGUUGCCAACACUUCUGACUUUAACAAAGGCGCCAGAUUUGGAAGGGGCGAAAAAGGAAACGGGUAGAUUUUACAGCUGUGACCCUCUGUAUAGAGCGUCUGUCCCUACAUUGACCACGCAGCCAUAGCGACUUGCGAGUUCCACAUUACAAAAUAUCAACAUAGCGGGCAGCGAGUCUAUUCGAGAGGGCGGGCAGAGCCAGCCAAUACCCACCCCCUCUCCUUUGAUCGCCACAGUCCGUUGAGCUGGCUGGCAGGCAAAGGUGUGACGCCAACACCAAAGCGAAAGUGACCCCUAAGCCUGAUAGAAACACACAGACAUACAUGUGACGUAAAGGCAUAUAUCAAUAUAUUUAUUGAGAGGUCUUUGGAAAACGAUCGUCAGCGCUUGAAGUGGGGGCUUUGAGAUUUAUACAUGUAUUGCUAAGGUCUCAAUGUGAAAGUGGACUCACUGACUACUUCUUGCGUGCGAUAAUAGCUGGUUUUUGCAGUCUAGCUACUCGCCUUUCUGUCGUAUUUUCAUGCCGGCUUGAUCGAUUCUCUAGUCGGGUUCAAAAACCGUGCACUGAGCUUUGGAGACUAUUAAUACUUCGUGAUUGCUACGCUUUUCUUUGUCCUUUAUGAAUCGAGGGACAACAGAAAGAUUUAUUCAAGCGUUACAAGUGGCUAGAGCUAUAGCAUAAAUAAGAAGAGACUGAUUUAAACAAGGGGGAGAGAUUAUUUGACUUUAUUUCUACCUGUACCACCCCAAGUGGUUCGACGUUCCCGCCUUUGGACUUGAGAGUUCAAGGUUCAAGUCCCCCUUUCUUACAGAAGGAAUAAUUUUGUCAAACAGUUUAAGGCUUUGUUAUUGAAAAAAACAGUCACUUUAAAUACUCCCCUCCCCCUGGAAAAUGAGACAGUUUGGUCGUUUCAGGAGAAGAAAUUACAAACUUUUUCUUGGUUGACGAUCAUUUGCUAUAGACAAACUUUUAAAACUUUCAAUCUGGCUGUAGAUUGUGCUUCGUGAAAUCGAACUAAAGGGUUAUCAAUUAAACGUCUCAGGAUAGUCCGCAAAACAUUAUAAUGGCUCACAACAGAGUGUCCCCCGAACCGGGGACCGAGAGAGAAAUCGAGCUGGAAAACCUGGCCGAAGACUUGCAGCUGGAACAGUUCAUCCGAGAGCAGACGAGAGAGGACCUAAAGACACCCGUCCCCCAACCACACAGGCCCGAAGAUGUCCCGUCGCCCACCGACCUCCCGAAAUACAAACAGGAGGACGAUCAUGGACGAAACCAGAACGAUCAACCUGCUACUGCUGCCGAGACUGAAGGUAUGCGGUCUUUCAGCCCUGCUCAAACAUCGCUCACACCUGUGGGAGAUAUCGAGAGGUUUGACGACAACAAUUACUACAGUGGGGUGAAGAAAGUUGUGGUCGAUGAUGAUGAUCAUGGUGAUAAAAAGACCAGCUUGACGAGCUUGAGUUACGGCGAGAAAGAUUACCCGGACGAUUUUGAAAACGGGGUUGACCAAAAAAAUAUAAAUGCAGCUGACAGCAGCAAUGGUGAUUACAAGAAAGGUGGUGGUAUUGUUGGUGGUGUUAAUGGUGAUGAUGAGGAGGUGGGACAAGGUAAUAUUAGUAGAGAUAGCGACGGUGGUGGUGGUGGUGGUAGUGGUGAGUAUUUGGCGGGGAAAAAAGGCCUCCCUCCCCUCUCUCAGGACCACGGCAACAAUAACUCGUCCACAGUCGCCGCAGCCGCAGUGGUACAACAACAGCAAACGCCGAGGCUCUUGCCUCCCAUAGGCCAGACAAGCGUGGACCACGCCGAUGAUCCUUCUUCUUCUUUCUCUACCUCUACCUCUCUCACCCCCGCUGCUACCACCACCACUGCCCACACUGCCACUACCGCAUUCGCAAACCAGGCCACCACCUCUUCUUCUUCCUCUGGCGAGGGGCCUGGAACGGAAGAAAAUACCGCCGCCUGGGCUCAAACUGAACCUCCACCACCUCCACCCGGCGCGUAUCAACGACGACAACAACAGCAGCAGCAGCAGCAGCAGCAACAGUACGAUAUUACUAUGAGUAGUGGAGGACGUCCGAAUUCAGGGAUGGCAGGGAAGGACAAUAGCGUGAUUGGAGGUGAGUGGAGUGGAGAUUGCUAGGAUCAGAAAUUACAUUUUUAGAA